Molecule: messenger RNA, 455 nt
Organism: Coregonus clupeaformis (lake whitefish)
Lineage: Eukaryota; Metazoa; Chordata; Actinopteri; Salmoniformes; Salmonidae
Product: nck-associated protein 1-like
Exons: 5
Biological process (GO): cell morphogenesis; neuron projection morphogenesis; cortical actin cytoskeleton organization
Cellular component (GO): SCAR complex
Source: RefSeq, a predicted model, not a curated record
CAAAAAACUUGGAGUCGGCGGUUAAGUUUAUCGUACGGAAAUUCCCAGCAAUAGAGACACGAAACAAUAAUCAACAGCUUACACAGCUUCAAAAAGAAAAGUCUGAAAUACUAAAGAAUCUAGCUCUAUAUUACUUCACAUUUGUGGAUGUCAUGGAAUUCAAGGACCAUGUUUCUGAAUUGCUGAACACUAUUGACGCUUGCCAGGUUUUCUUUGAUGUUACGGUUAACUUUGACCUCACCAAGAAUUACCUUGACUUAGUUGUCACCUACACUACACUAAUGAUGUUACUGUCCCGUAUUGAAGAGCGAAAAGCAAUCAUUGGACUCUACAACUACGCCCAUGAAAUGACACACGGGGCCAGUGACAGGGAAUACCCAAGGCUGGGCCAAAUGAUCGUGGACUAUGAGAAUCCUCUGAAAAAGAUGAUGGAAGAGUUUGUCCCUCAUGGGAAG